CUCGUCGGAGGAGGUCCUGUUUGUGCGAUGACGUCAUUGAGUGGUGAAGUCAAUUCGACUAAGUUGAAGUUCAGUGUGGAGAGUAUAUUGAGCAAUGAGAACAGAAGUGCGUCAGUGGUCGAACCGCCCCGACAGGAGCCCCCGUGCGCGGGCUGUGUAGCAGCUCUAUAUAGGUGCUGUAGGGAUGAACCACCUAUACUGCAGCUGCCUCUGCCUCUAUCAUACACACAUUUACAUCCAGCACUAAGGCCUACAACUGUGUACCGCCUUCCUAUAUCGUCGCCGCCACCUCAGCAGCAGCCGGCGCCGCGGUGUGACGUCUCCUCCAGCGGCAAGAGGAAGCGCUCCUGGUCCCGGGCGGUGUUCAGUAACCUGCAGAGGAAAGGCCUCGAGAGGCGCUUCCAAAUACAGAAGUAUAUAACGAAGCCGGACCGGCGGCAGCUCGCCGCUACCUUAGGACUCACUGAUGCUCAGGUGAAGGUAUGGUUCCAAAAUCGCCGCAUGAAGUGGAGGCACACGAAGGAGGGAAGAGGCGCCGCGCCGCCCCCGCCGCGCCCCCCCGGGGCCGACCUCGAGACCGACGACAACGAGGACAUAGACGUGGACACGCUCAGCGACUGACUACGAACUAUUUCGGUCUAGCCUAACUUAGCCUCUCGGAUAUAACGCAGUUGGUGCCUUUUCACGUUUUCCUGUUACCGGCAUUCUUUUUUAUGAAAGAUGAUAUGGUGUACU
Molecule: messenger RNA, 735 nt
Organism: Galleria mellonella (greater wax moth)
Lineage: Eukaryota; Metazoa; Arthropoda; Insecta; Lepidoptera; Pyralidae
Gene: H2.0
Product: homeobox protein DBX1-B-like
Exons: 3
Coding region: 28-621 (197 amino acids)
Biological process (GO): regulation of transcription by RNA polymerase II
Molecular function (GO): DNA binding; DNA-binding transcription factor activity, RNA polymerase II-specific
Source: RefSeq, a predicted model, not a curated record